AUGGCCAGCCAGCGAAGCCCGCGCGGGCGAACUUGCUUCUACGAUCCGGCGACACACAUCUGGACCGGUUUGCCAACACCACCACUCUUCAAUGUCAACCAGAGCCUCGGGCAGCUCGUCCUCACGAUGUUGCGCCGUUGCGACCCCCAACACAUCACGCAAAUCAACGCCGACGCAGGUCACGCGGUAACGUGCGGCGAGAUGUACUUGCGCACAGUGCGCGUCGCAGAACACCUGCAACGGCUUGGGUAUGGCAAGGAUACACCAAUGGCGGCACUGGCGUCGCGUAACGGUGAACAUGUGGCUCCGGUGAUGUUCGCCUGCUUUACACUGGGCAUCCCCAUCAACACGCUCGAUCCGGGCUUUACGGUGGCUGAUUUUGCGCACAUGUUUCGUAUAACGCGCCCGGUGCUGGUGUUCUGCGAGAGCGACAUCCUGGAGGUGGUGCGCGAAGGUGCCAAACAGGCUAACCUUGAACCGGUGUUCGUGCUGUUCGAGACACAGGUGGCCGGGUUUCGGCACGUCCAAGAGCUGCUUGAGCCCACGGGUACGGAGGAGUUGUUUCUAGCACCGACACUGGAGGAUCCCGCUUCCCAUCUAGCCGUGAUUCUGUGCUCCUCCGGAACCACCGGUUUAUCAAAGGGUGUUAGCUAUACGCACGCAUUCUGCAUCGUUAACCUGCCGUCCUUGUGGCGCAUGGCACCAACCGAUAGAUUGCUUGCCUUCAGCUCCCUUUACUGGUUGUCUGGUUUUGCCUCGUUGAUCAUCGGUACGAUCGCACAAGCCACGCGGAUCGUCACACGUGAUCCGUACACUCCCGAGUUGAGCCUCGAAAUACUGCAACGUCACGGUGUAACGAUCGCGUUUUUCUCGCCGUAUCAAUCCAACCUGCUCGUUCACGUGCUCCGAUCAACCACGGUGAGCCUCCCCAAACUUCGACUCUUGUUGUGCGGUGGAGCCCGUGUGUCCCGACAGCUCUAUCACGGGCUACGACAAAUGCUACCCCCAACCACGACCAUCCAGAUCGGAUACGGUAUGUCCGAAUCGUGCCUAAUUUCGCUGACCGAGGGUAACGACUACCGGGACGAUUGUGUCGGGACGCUACAGGCUCGUGCUGAGGCGCGGAUUGUUGAUGGUGAAACGGGCACCCGAUUCCUGCCACCGGGUGAAUCCGGUGAGAUCCGGUUGCGUGUUCCGGUGCCCUUUGCCGGGUAUUACGGUGAUCCGGUAGCGACGACGGGUACGAUUGGACCGGACGGUUGGAUCGCGACUGGCGACAUCGGGUACUUUGACGAGGACGGCCAUUUGUAUGUGAUCGACCGGAAGAAGGAUAUUAUCAAGUAUGCCGGCUACCAGAUAUCGCCAACCGAGCUGGAAUCGUUCGUCAAACAGAUGCCGGAAGUGCUCGAGUGCUGCGUGGUGGGGGUUCCUGCUAACGAGAAUGAUUUGCCGGCCGCGCUCGUUCUUCGCUCACCCCGAUCAGCUGAAGAUCCGACCCUAGCUGAGCGGAUUGUGCGGUUUGUCGAGCAGCAGGUAUCCGAUUACAAGCGGCUGCGUGGUGGUGUUUACUUUGUCGAUGAGCUGCCACUGACGCCGUCGGGAAAGAUUGUACGCCGGAAGUGCCUCGAGGUGGUGCAAAGGAUGCGCGAUCAGGUUGCGUCAGCGGCACAAGGAUAA
Messenger RNA from Anopheles nili, 1677 nucleotides. RefSeq lists its product as uncharacterized. Gene Ontology annotation, molecular function: long-chain fatty acid-CoA ligase activity. The record is from RefSeq and is a predicted model, not a curated record. Lineage: Eukaryota; Metazoa; Arthropoda; Insecta; Diptera; Culicidae. The coding region runs from base 1 to 1677 and encodes 558 amino acids. The transcript is spliced from 2 exons. Gene Ontology annotation, biological process: fatty-acyl-CoA biosynthetic process; long-chain fatty acid metabolic process.